Messenger RNA from Priapulus caudatus, 1113 nucleotides. RefSeq names its product lysophospholipase-like protein 1. The transcript has a single exon. Lineage: Eukaryota; Metazoa; Priapulida; Priapulimorpha; Priapulimorphida; Priapulidae. The record is from RefSeq and is a predicted model, not a curated record. Bases 26 to 721 code for a protein of 231 amino acids. Gene Ontology annotation, molecular function: carboxylic ester hydrolase activity; palmitoyl-(protein) hydrolase activity. Gene Ontology annotation, cellular component: cytoplasm. Gene Ontology annotation, biological process: protein depalmitoylation.
AUUGAUAUUACACCGGAAAAUAAAGAUGGCUGCCCCCUUAAAGAUGUUGACAGCUUCAGUUAUUGCCCAAGCAAACCCGAAGUUGACGGGUUCCAUAAUUUUUCUCCAUGGGUCUGGUGAUACUGGUUUUGGUGUACGUGAAUGGGUCAGCGAUAUACUCAACGAUACGUUCGCGUUUUCACAUAUACGUGUUGUAUUUCCAACUGCUCCUCCGAGAGAAUACAGACCAAUGUUAGGUGCCGUGACUACGGUUUGGUUUGACCGCGAGAAAAUAUCGAACACGGUUCCAGACGAUCCUCAGAGUAUCCGGGAAUCAUCCACCUUACUCACACAGCUAAUAGAGUCAGAAGUCAAGACAGGAAUACCUAAACAUCGCAUAAUCUUAGGUGGAUUCUCAAUGGGUGGCAGCAUGGCUAUGCAUUUGGCAUAUGGUAGCCAUCCUGAUGUUGCUGGUGUGUUCGCCCUGUCUAGCUUUCUCAGCAAGGCAUCUGCCGUGUAUGGAUCUGCUGCCCAAAACAAUGUGAAUCCGCCUCUAUUUCAAGCUCAUGGAUUGAGUGAUCCGUUGGUGUUAUUUGACUGGGGAAAGGAGACUAAUGAUCAGAUGCAGAAACUAGGAGUGGAGAACGUAUUGCACACUUUUCCCAGACUUGCCCAUGCUAUGAGUGCGAAAGAAUUAAAGUUGCUUAAGUCAUGGAUACUUUCAAAACUACCAGACGAAUAAUCUCGGAUGAUAAUGAACAAGGAUACCAUCAUGCGUUGCAGCGCAUGUCCCAGCUAGCAUGCUCUGUUAAAUCAAUAACGAGUGCUACGUACACUGGUAGUGGUAUCAAAGAUAUAGAAUAGAAAAAGAUAGCCACCUGCCUAGCCUAUGCUGCCAUGUUUGGAAAGGUUUGAUUCAGGAGUGGCUCGCCGGGAGAUAGAUCUCGAUGCGUGGGAGUAGCGAAGACAGCUGCUAUUGUUUUUUGAUUGAAAAAAUUGAAAUUGUUUUUGUUAUGUGCCAAUGAAAGCAUUAUAUCUACAGCUGUAAUAGGCUAUUUAUGAAAUGUUGACUAUGUCACUGGAAAUUAGAAUUGAUUUAAAAAAAUGUGUCAAGGCAGUUAUUGCCAGAUGUUA